Molecule: messenger RNA, 1731 nt
Organism: Leptinotarsa decemlineata (Colorado potato beetle)
Lineage: Eukaryota; Metazoa; Arthropoda; Insecta; Coleoptera; Chrysomelidae
Biological process (GO): regulation of transcription by RNA polymerase II
Cellular component (GO): nucleus
Molecular function (GO): zinc ion binding; RNA polymerase II cis-regulatory region sequence-specific DNA binding; DNA-binding transcription factor activity, RNA polymerase II-specific
Source: RefSeq, a predicted model, not a curated record
AUGAAAAGCAAAGCACAUUCAAAGAAUUCCACUGCUAGCAGUGGGUCUUCCUCGUCGACACAACAGAGCGUUCACAGUUCAGAUUCCGACACGGAUGACAGCGGAAUGGAUAGCAGUGACGAAUCGACGAGGCAACAAGAACACGAAGCGGCCUACGGUCUUCUAUCGUUGUCGCAAAAACCCGCUCAGAGUGGCAGCGGACACUGCGACUCUGAUCUUGCCCACCUACGCAGUUCAAGCCCCAACGAGUUGCUCAUGACCCCAGAAGAAAUUGCGCAUGUUUCCAAAACGAACUACGCCAAAAACAAGAUCCUGGAUGAACGAAAUUUCGGUUUCAGGUCCAAGAAACUCAACGAUAUGCAUCUUCUCUCUCUGAGCGAGGAAACGACAGAGACCAAGAACGUAAGGAAUUUUCUGGGUACCGGCUGCGUUAGCAGACCGUUGACUUACCCUUAUACUUCCGUAUUCCCACCUGAAAAGAACGUACCGGCUUCUCCGAAACCUUCCGAGGGGGAGAGUCAGGCUUCCGAUUCUUCAGUUAGUCCAGAACCAAAGUCUAUCAAGCAGUUCCACGUCAUUCAGAGGUACCUGUCGAACUGUCAGCUGUCACCGAAGUUAUCCGAAGCCCUACCACUUCCACCGAGAAAAACGGACAGCUACCAACCCUCCGAAGCCGUCAUCUUGAACAACAAGAAAAACGCAGUUCCUAACCUCAAUCGAGCUUUACCUACCCUGAAGGUCAACGACGUCAUCAUUACUACGGAGAGCGUGAGCGAGCUGAGGAAACGCAAGUUUUCCUCGGAAAUCGUUUUCAAAAACAAAGUCCAGCGAAGUGAUGGGGUUAUGGAUCUGUCAAUGACCACAGCACAUGACAAAAUCGUGAACGGGGUAGAAGAGAGGAUUCUGAAGAACGUCAAAGUUGCGGAGAUGCAAAAGAACGUCGCCAAUGAAAUUUAUAACACCUUGCAGAAGACGGUUCCUACCAGCCCUAAUGGGUUCGAGGGGAACGAGGAUAAGGAGGAGAAUUUCAACGUUAAAGCUGUAGAAGCAACCAAUAAUAAUACGACGAAGAACGAAACAGCUGACGGAUGCAGGGAGCAGGCCAGCUACGGUCCCGUGAACAAGGACGUUAACGACAUCAUCGUCAAGUCGGAGGGAGACAAGAGUUGCACUAUUUGUGCGAAGAGUUUCAGUAAACCUUCCCAGCUCAGGCUUCAUAUGAAUAUUCAUUACCUGGAGAGGCGUUUUCGGUGCGAAUCCUGCUCGGUUAGUUUUCGAACAAAGGGUCAUCUUCAGAAACAUGAAAGAAGCGCUAGUCAUCGUAAUAAGUUAUCAUCUUCACCCGCUUUAUCAUCGUCUGAACCACGGCCCUUCAAAUGUUCCGACUGCAACAUAGCGUUCAGAAUACACGGUCAUCUAGCUAAACACUUGCGCUCCAAAAUGCACAUCAUGAAGCUGGAGUGUCUGGCGAAGAUACCGUUUGGAUUGUACGCAGAGUUGGAGAGGUCAAACAGCCUGCUUACUGAAAUCAAUACUUCCGAUGGGGACCAAUGCCUGGAAAGUCUAAAGGUAUGGAAUAUUUCAGUUUCACAAGCUUUUACUCAACUGAUUGAUAAUUUAAUUAUUGGCCCACAUGUUCUGCAAAAACUGAAUUUCGAUAAAUUAUGUACAAUGGUUACAAAUAUUUAUGUUGCAACUUUUAGAGAAUUGUAUAGUUACGUUAAAACUUAG